AUGCCGAGUUCGCUCGGCAGGAUGGGGAGAUUCCUUCCUUCCAUAGGAGUGUAUCUCUCUCAUCUCGGUGACCUUACGCGUCCCCGUGGCCACGCUUAUUUCGAAAUUGGCAGGGCCCUUGGACUUCAUGACGUGUUUCUGACGAGAUAUUUGGACCAGACCUCUUCGGGAGUGGGAUUAUUUAUCAUACGUACGACGCGGUCUUAUACAGCAAGGAAUAUGGGAUUAGGGAGAAUGCGCAGUAAUUUAUUUUGUCAGUGCCCGCCGCGAAAAGUACAACACGUUGACAAGCUUCGGGUGUCCAAACGUCAACUCUUCGCAUGGUAUAAUUUAUAG
This is a messenger RNA of Laccaria bicolor S238N-H82, 336 nucleotides long. RefSeq lists its product as uncharacterized. Lineage: Eukaryota; Fungi; Basidiomycota; Agaricomycetes; Agaricales; Hydnangiaceae. The transcript has a single exon. Bases 1 to 336 code for a protein of 111 amino acids. The record is from RefSeq and is a predicted model, not a curated record.